AUGUCUCUCCGAACCGAAGUGCUGCUCAUCGUGGCCGUCCUGGUGGGCUUCGCGAUGACCGCCAAGAUCCAGUACUCCAGGGGCUGGACUAACGGCGCCGAAGGGGACAGGCCCAAGAUCAAGAUCAACGACUGCCUGGCAGAGCUCACCCUCGCACAGAUCCAGAAGAGUCAAUUUCUCCCGAUCAAAAAUGUGGUUCCGCCUCCAAAGCCUGCUGCUCGUCGCCCUCCUGAUCGGAUCCGCCCUGGCCCAGACCUUCCAGUAUUCCAGAGGCUGGACCAACGGGAAGAGGUCCUUUCCAGGCUCACCGACAGUCUGCCAAAUCCAGAGGCUAAGGGCCAUGAUGCAAGGAAAGCCAUUCCCACCGGUAAGGAUAUUUCCUACCACCUCCUCUGCGACCUCUACCGCCUUCCUGAGGAAGACCUGAAGAUGGACCAACUGGACAAGACUCAGCUGAGGAAUCCUGGAGCAGAAGAUACCAUCGAGAAGUGAAUUGUCUACCGAUAGAACAUAUAUAGCUAAGCCAAUGAACAUCCAACAAACGAAUUCUAUUUUAAAGGGCUAAAGAAUAUGUAAAAUAUAUUUGGAUAUAAUAAAUAUCUUUACAAGUU
Molecule: messenger RNA, 611 nt
Organism: Nezara viridula (southern green stink bug)
Lineage: Eukaryota; Metazoa; Arthropoda; Insecta; Hemiptera; Pentatomidae
Source: the annotation of a GenBank genome assembly